This is a messenger RNA of Adineta steineri, 2292 nucleotides long. The record is from the annotation of a GenBank genome assembly. NCBI's taxonomy places the organism in Eukaryota, Metazoa, Rotifera, Eurotatoria, Adinetida, Adinetidae.
AUGAAAGUAUUAAUAGCAUAUCCAUUUACAACAAAUGGAAUACGUGUUCUUCAUCAAAUAAUUUAUUUACCAGAAUUAGUACAAAGUGAACAAAGUCUUCUUAUUGCAAUACGUGAGCAUCAUCCAAAUGUUAUUAUUGUUGGAAAUAAUUCUGUUGGAGAAAAAACACUUGAAACAUGGCGUUCAAUUAUGGGUGAUAAUAUUCCAUUAACAUUGAUUCGACGAGGUUCAUCACUUUCUCGUAUUAAAAUUGAUCGAGCUAAACAAUUAAAUAUAAAUGUAUUAAAUACAUUAAGUGUUAAUUCUCGAUUUGUUGCUGAAUAUAUGAUUGAACAUCUUAAUUUAUCAAAUAAUAAAGAUAAUUUAAUAAUUGCCAUAAUUGGAUCAGGUGCAAUUGGAAGACGAGUUGCUUAUCGUUUAAAUCAAAAACAUCACAUAGUAAAUAUCUAUAGUCCAUCAUUAAUCGAACCUGAUGAAUAUAUUCGAAAAAAAAUUCAAAAAGAAAAAGGUAUUGAUUUACCAGGUAUCCAUAUUUAUAAUACACCUGAAGAAACUGUUCAAAAUGCUACUCAUGUUAUACUUGCUGUUGAUGCAGAUAAAGUCAAAGAUGAUAACGAAAGAUUAUCUCAAGAAUUCUUUCAAUUAAUACCAAAUGGAGCAAGAAUUGUAUCAGUUACAGAAUUUCAUGUAUUUGUUCGCGGUGCACUCAAUAUUCUUAUUGAACGUAUUAAAAAAGGCGAACUAACUGCUCAUUUAGAUUCUCAUGCAUAUGAUUUAUCUGAAAUAAAAGAUCAUCCAGAUGGAUUAGUUACUAUAUCUGCUGCUAUGAAAGGACGUGGUUGUGGAGAAGUUAUGGAUCAAGCUGCUCUUGUUGUUCUUGCUAAUAUUGCACUUGAACAAUCAUUAAAUUCAUCAUUAAUAUUUCCAAGAAAUUCUCAAGAAAAAACUGAAGAUAUAACAAUUAUUGGUGCAGGUAUAAUGGGUUUAGUAACUGCUUUAUUUCUUUGUGAAAAUGGUUAUAAAAUAACUAUUAUUGAUGAACAUAAUCGUCCGAAUUUAAAAAAUGAUUUUAAUGAAAAUGAAAUAUCUUGUCGUGGUCCAACACUUGAUGGAUGUGAUGCAAGACAUGCAUCAAUUACAGAAACAUUACCUCAUGCUGUUUUUUAUCGAAUAAAUAGUUUAAUUAAAUAUCCAAAUGAUCAUGGUGGAUGGAAAAUUAUACCUGAAAAUUUUUCUAAUGAAGAAAAACCUUGGAUUGAAAGAUUUUGUGAACUUGCUGGUCAUCCUGAAUUAGUUGUUUAUUUAUUUAAUAAAUUUGUAUCAAAUUUAAAUAGAUGUGGAAUGGAAUUAUGGGAAAAUAUAUUUCAAAAUUAUCCUCAAAUAGCUAAAAAUUGUGUUAAAAAUCAUCGAAUUAUUCGUGUAUGUCCAUCAUUAACUUUAUUAAAUGUUGUUUCACAAUUUCAAACAAAAUAUCAUAAUAAUCAAGAUAAUUUACAAAGAUUAACACAUGCACAAGUUUUACAAAGAAUUCCUAGUCUUAUACUUAAAGAUGGUGAUGCAGGUGGUAUUGAUGUACCUGGUUUUACUGUUAAUCAUCAACAUCUUUGUUCAAAUAUUAUACAAUAUUUAGAAACAAAACAAAAUGUUAAAUUUCAAUGGUCAACACAUAUUCGUUCAAUUGAUGAUAUAUCAUCUUCAAAAAUAAUAUUUGCUUCUAGUCUUAAUGGAAUUGAUUGUCGAUUAUUAGAGAAUAUACCUUUAGCUAUUCAAGGCGUUCUUGGAUGUUGGACAAAAGUUCCAAAUAUUAAUUCAAUAAAAAUUGGUUUUAAAAUUAUGGAAAAAGAACCAAUUGGUGUUAUUAAUGUAACACCAAGUGAAGAUGAACAACAUUUAUAUAUAACAGGUGGUUUUGCUUUUUGUGGUCAUCGAGGAAUUGUUCAAUCAAAAUAUCUUGAUCAAUUAAUUGAAUUAUUCAAUUCAACAAUACGAAAUUAUUUACCUGAUGAAGUUGAAGCAAGUGAAUCAAAAAGUCAUCCAACGAAAUUUUGUAUUCGUCCAAUGACACCAGAUGGAAUGCCAAUUAUUCAAGAAUUUUCUUCUCAAAAUAAAAAACAAGAUAUUUAUUUUAUUGGAGGAACAAAUUCAGCAGGAUUUGUUCAAUCACCAAUAUUAGCAACACUUCUAUUAGAUUUAUUUAAAGGUACAACAUCUGAUUCAAGUCUUUGUCAUGUUUAUAGAUCUUUACGUCUUGAUAGACAAACACUUAUAUUUAAUUCAAAUUCAACAGACUAA